AUGACCGCCCCAACGACAACAUCCCCCUCCUCGGAGGCCACCACCACCACCACCACCACCACUCUCAACACAAUCGCCACCCUCCACCAAUCGCUCACGACCGAAACAACCCCGCUCCCCGUCCGCUUCCGCGCGCUCUUCUCGCUCAAGCACGUCGCGGCCACGCACCCGGCCACGUCAGCCGAAUCACUGGCGGCCAUUGACGCGAUCGCGGCGGGGUUCGCGUCGCCGUCGGCGCUGCUGAAGCACGAGCUGGCGUACUGCCUGGGCCAGACGGCGAACGGGGCGGCGAUCCCGUACCUGACGGCGGUGCUGGAGGACACGGGCGAGGACGCCAUGUGCCGGCAUGAGGCGGCCGAGGCGCUGGGGGCGCUGGGGGACGUGGCGAGUCUGGGGGUGCUGAAGAGGUUCCGGGAUCGGGAGGGGGAGGAGGUGGUGGUGACGGAGACGUGCGAGCUGGCGGUGGAGAGGAUCGAGUGGGAGAAUGGGGAGGGGAAGAAGGCGGAGAAGUUGAGGGCUAGUGAUUUCUCCUCGGUCGAUCCCGCGCCGCCUACGGCUCAGGGCCAGGAGGAGCAGACAGUGGAGGAGCUGGGUAACGCCCUGAUGGAUACAAGCCUGCCGCUCUUCAAGAGAUACCGCGCCAUGUUCGCUCUGCGCGACUUGGCGUCGCCGCCUGACCUUCCUACCGCUGUCCCUGCCGUCCUAGCCCUGGCUAAGGGGUUCGCCGAUUCCUCCGCCCUAUUCCGCCACGAAAUCGCCUUCGUCUUUGGCCAACUAGCACACCCAGCGUCCAUCCCUGCGCUUACCGAGGCCCUGAGCAACACUGAGGAGGCGAGCAUGGUACGGCACGAGGCCGCCGAGGCGCUUGGCAGUCUAGGAGAUGAAGAGGGCGUCGAGGAGACCCUGAGGAAGUUCCUGCACGAUGCCGAGGCGGUCGUUCGCGAGAGCGUAAUCGUGGCCCUGGAUAUGGCUGAGUACGAGAAGAGCAAUGAGACCGAGUACGCGUUGAUUCCGGAGGCGCAAGGGACUGCUUAA
Chaetomium globosum CBS 148.51 is the source of this 1035-nucleotide messenger RNA. RefSeq lists its product as uncharacterized. Gene Ontology annotation, biological process: peptidyl-hypusine biosynthetic process. The transcript is spliced from 2 exons. Bases 1 to 1035 code for a protein of 344 amino acids. Gene Ontology annotation, molecular function: deoxyhypusine monooxygenase activity. Lineage: Eukaryota; Fungi; Ascomycota; Sordariomycetes; Sordariales; Chaetomiaceae. The record is from RefSeq and is a predicted model, not a curated record.